Molecule: messenger RNA, 1655 nt
Organism: Daldinia caldariorum
Lineage: Eukaryota; Fungi; Ascomycota; Sordariomycetes; Xylariales; Hypoxylaceae
Product: GNS1/SUR4 membrane protein
Exons: 3
Coding region: 590-1573 (327 amino acids)
Biological process (GO): fatty acid elongation, saturated fatty acid; fatty acid elongation, polyunsaturated fatty acid; very long-chain fatty acid biosynthetic process
Cellular component (GO): endoplasmic reticulum membrane
Molecular function (GO): fatty acid elongase activity
Source: RefSeq, a predicted model, not a curated record
GAAUUGGCAGAUACAUACUUUAGUAUACCUUAGCACACCAACCGGGAAGCUUUUGUCCGAGACCAUGGGAAUAAUCGUAUCCACAGUAGUUGGGAUUAGUUGGGAUUUUCACUCCAAAAUAUGCCCGUCACCUAGACCGUAAAAGCCGUACUGUUUUACUUGUAAUUGGAAUCAAAAGCAAUGGUGUAACCGCACCGCACCCUUCGUACCGUGCUCCCUUGUGGAGUACCUAUAAUGAAGUUGGCUAAUUCCCUAACUUAGAAUGGAGAGUAAUUUACUUUGACCAAGCAGCCCGGGGUCUAGUUCUCGAGUCCCCGUUGACUUUGUUAGUUCAACUUUAGGUAUCUCCGUUUUUAUGUCCUUGGUAUUGUUGGACUAGUUUUUUUAGUCGACGCGGUAUGACAUCGAUCACUUAGCCUCUAUCCAGACCACCGGGCGCUUAUAAUAAUAUCGACUCCUCCGAGCUUCGAAUCUUGUGACAGAGCCAUAUUUCUCUCGUCAGAACUCGUCGUGCAGCAUCGGGUCGCUUGGGCUUUUCUCGGCUGGCCUCGUUGACCUCGUCAUUCCCAUACUCAUCUACUAAUUAGCCAUGUCUUUUGAUUCUACCCAUUCGUUCAAGGCCUCGCCCGGCGUGAUCCCGAUCGCGCCGUGGCAGGCUUUUGACAAGGUCUGGAUGUCGGUUACGGGAUAUCAUGCAAAUGAGUUUAAAUUCGCUCAAGGAGUUACUCCCAUGUCGACUCUGACCGAGACUGUGGGCAUGAUUGUCCUCUAUCUCGUCGUCAUCUUCGGGGGGCGCGAGUUUAUGCGGAACCGCGAGCCUCUCAAGUUGAACGGUCUUUUCAAGGCUCACAACUUGUUCUUGACCCUGCUGAGUGGUGGCCUCCUGGUUCUCUUCAUUGAGCAACUGGUUCCGACUAUCUGGAAGCACGGCCUCUACCAGAACAUCUGCGACGCUGAGGGCUGGACUGACGAGCUCGUAACGCUCUACUAUCUCAACUACAUUACCAAGUAUAUCGAGCUUAUUGACACUGUGUUUUUAAUGGUGAAGAAGAAGCCUCUUACCUUCCUUCACACGUAUCAUCAUCCGGCAACGGCGCUACUUUGCUACACUCAGCUGAUCGGCCACACGUCGGUCUCGUGGGUCCCCAUUACUCUGAACCUGACCGUGCACGUGGUGAUGUAUUGGUACUACUUCCAGAGCGCCCGAGGCGUCAAGGUGUGGUGGAAGGAGUGGAUUACCCGCAUGCAAAUUGGACAGUUCAUUCUCGAUCUUGGAUUUGUGUACUUCGCAUCGUGGGACUACUAUGCUAGCGCUCACGCUCCGUAUCUCCCUCAUCUGGGGCGAUGCGCAGGUGAACCUUUUGCGGCUAUCUGUGGGUGCCUGAUCUUGAGCUCGUAUCUGGUACUCUUUAUCAUGUUCUACAUUGCCACCUACAAGAAGUCAUCCUCGCGCAAGGCCAAUACGAAGUCUGACAAGGCGGCCGUAUCGUCGAUGAAGCAGAGCGCCGCUAAGGUUGCCGACAGCUGCAGUGGGGUGGAACACAUGAACAGCUCCAUCGUUUCGAGGAAGUGAUAUUUUCUUAGCUUUUCCUUUUCAAUGCUCAUCGCUUGGAUAUUAGCAUGGACUGUGGAUACACCUAAUCAUUGUCUUCAAA